CGUGUCAGACAGUUGUUUCUUCCCCUGUCUUGUAAUUCCUUAUUUUUGGGGGGGCUUUUCCCCCCCUCUUAUUUUCCUUCUUCCUCCCAUUCACCUAUAGGAAUACCGCCGGAAUACAUUUAUGGUAAAUGAAAGCAAAAACAUGUACAUCCCGGAGGACACCCUUGAGAACCAUCAAGGCUCCGACUACUCUCCUCCUCCCCCUCUUCCUCGUGCUCCACCCGCCGGCCUGGCCAACGAGCACAGGGCCGGUGGCAGCCAUGGUGACCACAGUGGAGGAGGGGGAGGGGUCAACCACGGCGUGGGUGUGGUUGGCCUUGCCCCGGAGCACAUCCCCACGCCGGGUGCGGCCCUGAGCUGGCAGGCAGCCAUCGAUGCUGCGAGGCAAGCGAAGAUGAUGGGCAACGCCGCGUCAGGUGGAGGGGCGGGACUUGGGUCAGGAGGGGGCGGGCCCAUUUCUACAGCCAGCUCCACGCAAAGGAAGAGACAGCACUACACUACCAAACCCAAGAAACAAACCACAACGACAGCCACGAGGCCGCCACGGGCCCUGCUCUGCCUCACACUCAAGAACCCCAUCCGAAGGGCCUGCAUCAGCAUCGUGGAGUGGAAACCAUUUGAGAUCAUCAUCCUGAUGACCAUCUUCGCCAACUGUGUGGCCUUAGCUGUGUACAUCCCUUUCCCCGAGGAUGAUUCGAAUGCCACUAACUCCAACCUGGAGCGUGUGGAGUAUCUGUUCCUAAUCAUUUUUACAGUGGAGGCGUUCCUCAAGGUAAUAGCCUACGGCCUGCUCUUCCACCCCAACGCCUACCUGAGGAACGGCUGGAAUCUGCUCGACUUCAUCAUCGUAGUUGUAGGGUUAUUCAGUGCAAUUUUGGAGCAGGCCACAAAGGGAGACGGGGCCACUCCUAUUGGAGGGAAGGCGGCGGGCUUUGAUGUCAAGGCUCUGAGGGCAUUCAGGGUACUCAGACCCCUCAGACUGGUCUCUGGAGUACCGAGUUUACAGGUAGUGUUGAACUCCAUAAUCAAAGCCAUGGUUCCUCUGCUCCAUAUCGCGCUCCUGGUCCUCUUCGUCAUCAUCAUCUACGCCAUCAUUGGCCUGGAGCUCUUCAUGGGAAAGAUGCACAAGACCUGCGCUCACAACCAAACAGGUGCCAUUGCAGAGGAAAAGCCGGCACCAUGCGCACCCGAUGUAGCUUACGGUCGGCACUGUACGCAGAAUGGAACAAAGUGCCAAAUGGGAUGGGAGGGUCCGAACGAGGGCAUCACCAACUUUGACAAUUUUGCCUUUGCCAUGCUGACAGUGUUCCAGUGUAUAACUAUGGAAGGCUGGACGGACGUGCUGUACUGGAUGCAGGAUGCUAUGGGCUAUGAGCUGCCAUGGGUCUAUUUUGUCUCUCUUGUCAUCUUCGGCUCUUUUUUCGUUCUCAACCUUGUUCUGGGUGUUUUGAGCGGAGAGUUUUCCAAGGAAAGAGAGAAGGCCAAGGCUCGCGGUGACUUCCAGAAACUUAGAGAAAAACAGCAACUGGAGGAGGACCUCAAGGGCUAUUUAGACUGGAUCACUCAGGCAGAAGACAUUGACCCAGAGAAUGAAGAGGAGGGAUUAGACGAUGACAAGCCCAGAAACCUUAGCAUGCCGGCCAGUGAGAAUGAGUCCGUCAACACAGAUAACGCCCCCGGGGGAGACGUGGAGGGGGAGACCUGCUGCACCCGGCUGGCAAAUAGGAUCUCCAAAUCCAAGUUCAGUCGCUACUCUCGGAGGUGGAACAGGUUGUGUAGGAGGAAGUGUCGCGCAGCGGUCAAGUCGCAGGUUUUUUAUUGGCUGGUCAUCUUCCUGGUUUUUCUCAACACGCUGACCAUCGCUUCUGAACAUCACCAGCAGCCUCAGUGGCUAACUGAUGUGCAAGACAUAGCCAAUAAAGUUUUAUUAGCUCUCUUCACCGGUGAGAUGCUGCUCAAGAUGUACAGUCUCGGCCUACAGGCAUACUUUGUGUCCCUCUUCAAUCGGUUCGACAGCUUUGUAGUGUGUGGGGGAAUCCUCGAAACGAUUCUAGUGGAAACAAAGAUCAUGUCUCCUCUCGGCAUCUCCGUGUUACGUUGUGUACGCUUGCUCAGAAUCUUCAAAAUAACCAGAUACUGGAACUCUCUUUCCAACCUUGUAGCUUCACUUCUCAACUCAGUUCGCUCCAUCGCCUCCCUGCUGCUCCUGCUCUUCCUCUUCAUCAUCAUCUUCUCACUGCUGGGCAUGCAGCUCUUUGGGGGGAAGUUCAACUUUGAUGAGACCAGGCGAAGCACCUUUGACAACUUCCCCCAGUCUCUGCUCACCGUGUUUCAGAUUCUAACAGGAGAGGACUGGAACUCUGUUAUGUAUGAUGGUAUCAUGGCGUACGGCGGUCCAUCUUUUCCAGGCAUGCUGGUCUGCAUUUACUUUAUCAUCCUCUUCAUCUGCGGGAACUAUAUUCUGCUGAAUGUCUUCUUGGCCAUCGCUGUGGACAACCUGGCAGAUGCCGAGAGUCUCACAUCAGCCCAGAAAGAAGAGGAGGAGGCAAAGGAGAGGAAAAAACUAGCCAGGCUCGCCAGUCCAGAAAAGCGCCAAGAGAACGAGAAGCCACCUUUGGAGGAAAAGAAGAGCGAAAAGAUAGAGCUGAAGUCCAUCACUUCUGAUGGGGAGACCAACACAGCCACUAAGAUCAACAUGGAUGACUGCUGUGGAGAUGAAAGUGAAGAAAAGAACCCUUACCCUGCAAAUGAUUACAUAGGAGAUGAGGAUGAGGAUGAGCCUGAAAUGCCUGUUGGUCCGAGGCCGAGGCCACUCUCUGACAUUCAGCUGAAAGAGAAGGCUGUUCCCAUGCCUGAGGCUCGCGCAUUCUUCGUCUUCAGCCACACCAACAAAUUCAGGGUUCUGUGCCACAAGAUCGUCAACCACAACAUCUUCACCAACCUCAUCCUCUUCUUCAUCCUGCUCAGCAGCAUCAGUCUGGCAGCAGAGGAUCCAGUCAAGAACGACUCCUUCAGAAACCAGAUCCUGGGCUAUGCAGAUCAUGUCUUCACUGGGCUCUUCACCAUAGAGAUCAUUUUAAAGAUGACAGCGUAUGGAGCCUUCCUCCAUAAAGGCUCAUUCUGCAGAAAUUAUUUCAACAUUCUGGACUUAGUGGUAGUCAGUGUGUCUCUCAUCUCUUCUGGCAUCCAGUCCAGUGCGAUUAAUGUGGUAAAGAUUCUGAGAGUCCUGCGAGUGCUUAGACCACUGAGAGCCAUCAACAGAGCAAAAGGACUCAAGCAUGUGGUGCAGUGUGUGUUUGUGGCCAUUAGAACCAUUGGUAACAUCGUCAUCGUCACCACGCUGCUCCAGUUCAUGUUUGCCUGUAUUGGAGUGCAGCUCUUCAAGGGCAAGUUCUUCUAUUGUACAGACAGCUCUAAGCAGACUCAGGCAGAGUGCAGGGGUUCUUAUAUCAUGUAUAAGGACGGUGAUGUGGGGAAGCCUGAAAAAGCCCUGAGACUUUGGGAGAACAGUGAUUUCAACUUUGACGACGUCCUGCAGGGAAUGAUGGCCCUGUUUGCUGUGUCUACGUUUGAGGGCUGGCCAGGGUUACUGUACCGAGCCAUCGACUCCCACGCAGAGGACGUCGGUCCCAUCUACAACUACCGCGUGGUCAUUUCCAUCUUCUUCAUCAUCUACAUAAUCAUCAUUGCCUUUUUCAUGAUGAACAUUUUCGUUGGUUUCGUCAUCGUCACGUUCCAAGAGCAAGGAGAGCAAGAGUAUAAGAACUGUGAGCUGGACAAGAACCAGCGGCAGUGUGUGGAGUACGCCCUGAAGGCUCGCCCUCUGCGUCGCUACAUACCCAAGAACCCUUACCAGUACAAGGUGUGGUACGUGGUCAACUCCACCUACUUUGAGUACCUGAUGUUCACACUCAUCCUUCUCAACACCAUCUGUCUGGCUAUGCAGCAUCAUGGGCAGACCAAAAAUUUUAACGAUGCAAUGAACAUCCUCAACAUGCUCUUCACCGGAUUGUUCACGGUGGAGAUGAUCCUUAAACUGAUCGCCUUCAAACCCAGGGGGUACUUUAGUGAUCCCUGGAAUGUGUUUGAUUUCCUCAUCGUAAUUGGCAGCAUUAUAGACGUCAUUCUCAGUGAGAUCAACCAUUAUUUUGUUGAUGCAUGGAACACAUUUGAUGCCUUGAUAGUUGUGGGUAGCAUUGUUGACAUAGCGAUCACUGAGGUUAACCCAGCUGAUUCCUCCUCGUCCUCUUCGUCCUCCUCUUCCUCCUCUUCCUCUUCUCACCCCCCUGUGGUAAGGCAAAUGGGUCUUCAGAAUUCUGAGGAGAAUGCCAGGAUCUCCAUUACCUUCUUUCGGCUGUUCCGUGUGAUGAGGCUGGUGAAGCUGUUGUCUCGUGGUGAAGGGAUUCGGACCCUGCUGUGGACCUUCAUAAAAUCCUUCCAGGCUCUGCCCUACGUAGCAUUGCUUAUAGUGAUGCUCUUCUUCAUUUACGCAGUCAUUGGCAUGCAGAUGUUUGGUAAGAUAGCUCUGCGGGACCACACGCAAAUCAACAGGAACAACAAUUUCCAGACAUUCCCUCAGUCGGUGCUGCUGCUCUUCAGAUGUGCGACAGGUGAAGCGUGGCAGGAGAUCAUGCUGGCAUGUUCACCCAAUCGGCCGUGUGAGAAGGGCUCGACCAACGAAAACAGCACGGCCAGCGAGGACUGCGGCAGCCAAUUCGCCAUCAUUUACUUCGUCAGCUUCUACAUGCUUUGUGCCUUUCUGAUCAUCAACCUGUUUGUGGCUGUCAUCAUGGACAAUUUUGACUACCUGACGCGUGAUUGGUCAAUUCUGGGGCCGCAUCACCUUGAUGAGUUUAAGAGAAUCUGGGCUGAAUAUGACCCAGAAGCUAAGGGGAGGAUUAAACAUUUGGAUGUGGUCACUCUGCUACGAAGAAUCCAGCCUCCUCUCGGCUUCGGAAAGCUCUGUCCACACAGGGUGGCAUGCAAGCGGUUGGUGUCAAUGAACAUGCCUCUGAACAGCGAUGGAACCGUGAUGUUCAACGCCACGCUGUUUGCUUUGGUCAGAACAGCACUCAGGAUCAAAACAGAGGGUAAUCUGGAGCAGGCAAAUGAAGAACUGAGAGCAAUUGUGAAAAAGAUCUGGAAAAGAACCAGCAUGAAGCUCUUGGAUCAAGUAGUGCCCCCUGCUGGUGAUGAUGAGGUAACAGUCGGAAAGUUUUACGCCACCUUCCUCAUCCAGGAAUAUUUCCGCAAGUUUAAAAAGAGGAAAGAACAAGGACUGGUGGCCAAGGUGCCCCCCAAAACUGCCCUUUCUCUGCAGGCGGGCCUGCGGACGUUGCAUGACAUCGGUCCAGAGAUUAGGAGGGCGAUCUCUGGAGACCUGAACGUGGAAGAGGAGCUGGACAAAGACCUGAAGGAGCCCGUGUCAGCAGCGUCCGAGGACGAUAUCUUCAGGGUAAAGCGUUCUGGUGGCCUGUUCGGCAAUCAUGUCAACUACUACAACCAGAGUGAUGGCCGAGGGUCCUUCCCACAGUCCUUCACCACCCAGCGUCCCUUGCACAUCAGCCAAAAGGGGUCCCCGUGCAAAGGCGAGAGCCCGUCUCAUGAGAAACUAAUGGACUCAACCACCUUCACCCCUUCCUCUUACUCCUCAUCAGGCUCAAACGCCAACAUUAACAAUGCCAACAACACCGGCAUGACGGGAGUGGUAACCCAGGGCGGCAGUCGAUUCCCGAGCCCGUCUAUAAGCACCGUGGACGGCCAUAGUGGGCAGCCACUCACCCCCAUCCUGCUGCCAAAAUCUGCAUGGUGCUUCCCUCCAAAGAGCUCGGAGUCAAGUGACAGUCAUCUGCCAAUCAUCCAGAGAGGGGAGGGGUCCACAGAGGAGACGUACGAUGAGAGCUAUGGUGACGACAGGGAGUACCAGGAAGAUGACCACUCACUUUCUUCUGACAUGUUGGUGUAUCACGAUGAAACAUGCAAACAGCUGGCUCCCAUGGAGGAAGCAGAAGAAGUAGAGGAGCAAAGAAGAGGACGAGGAUGGCAGUCUCCGCGAAGAGUCUUCCUCUGCCCAACAACUCUGGGUCGGAGAUCAUCGUUCCAUCUAGAGUGUCUCAGGAGACACUCAAGACCAGACAUUUCCCAGAAGACGUCCGUCCCCUUGCAUCUUGUACAUCAACAGGCUCUGGCCGUAGCAGGGUUAAGUCCGCUACUGAGGAGGAGUCACUCACCCACUCUUUUCAGUCGGCUGUGCUCCACACCUCCAGCCAGCUCCACAGCUCAAUGUAGUGAUGCCUCCUACCAGCGAGUUCCCUCUCUGAGGCUAGACGGUGCCAACUCUCAUGAAAAGCUCAACGCAAGCUUGCCUUCUGUCAACUGUGGGCCCUGGUACAGCGACAGUAAUGAGAACAGCCCAGUAUCCAGCCCCAGUCCCCCGCCGAGCAAGUUGGUGUCCGGUCAAAGAGCGCCACGGCCGGUGUCGCUAACAGUGCCCUCUCUUGUGAGGAAAGACUCCGGCUCGCUCUCUCACGGCAGCGCAGGCAGUCUGGUGGAAGCGGUUCUAAUAUCAGAAGGUUUGGGUCAUUUUGCCCAGGACCCAUCGUUCAUCGAGGCAACCAAAGCCGAACUGGCUGACGCCUGUGACAUGACCAUUGAGGAGAUGGAGCACGCGGCCAACAACAUUCUCAACAGCAACACAACCACAAACACCCCAUCCAGCACCUCUUCAACUUCUCAGCACAGCCCUAAUGGCAGCCUCCCCUUCCACAGAGCAGCAGCAGCAACACAUAGAGACCGAGCUGUCAGCUUAAGCCCCGGAGAAGGCGGGGCCGAGGCCGGAGGAAGCAGAGGCUACGUCCACGAGCCGUCCUCUAUAGAGGAGCGGCAGGAACUGCUUGCCAGUGGGAGAGGGCAAGAAGAGGAGGAGGAGGAGGCAGGAGGGAGGGACGAGAGGCAUCACAUAGGUUCAGCUGUGAUUGCAGGAGUGCUGCAGAACAACAGCGAGCUUUUAGAGGAUGAGGAUAUGGAGUGUGUGACGAGCUUGUAGGUGUUGCCUCGUUAUGUCAAACGAGCGAACAGGCCGCUCUGACAUCAUCAGAGACCGAUGGCCCGUCAGCGCUGGCUCACAGUGCCACGGCUGGCUCUGUUUGUCCCCACGCCUCACAGACUCUGUCGCUCU
Messenger RNA from Nematolebias whitei (Rio pearlfish), 7177 nucleotides. RefSeq names its product calcium channel, voltage-dependent, L type, alpha 1C subunit (gene cacna1c). Bases 122 to 7045 code for a protein of 2307 amino acids. The transcript has 52 exons. The record is from RefSeq and is a predicted model, not a curated record. Lineage: Eukaryota; Metazoa; Chordata; Actinopteri; Cyprinodontiformes; Rivulidae. Gene Ontology annotation, cellular component: membrane; voltage-gated calcium channel complex. Gene Ontology annotation, biological process: calcium ion import across plasma membrane. Gene Ontology annotation, molecular function: high voltage-gated calcium channel activity.